Messenger RNA from Toxorhynchites rutilus septentrionalis, 7446 nucleotides. RefSeq names its product melatonin receptor type 1B-A-like. Gene Ontology annotation, molecular function: G protein-coupled receptor activity. Gene Ontology annotation, cellular component: membrane. The record is from RefSeq and is a predicted model, not a curated record. NCBI's taxonomy places the organism in Eukaryota, Metazoa, Arthropoda, Insecta, Diptera, Culicidae. Gene Ontology annotation, biological process: G protein-coupled receptor signaling pathway. Bases 1558 to 2847 code for a protein of 429 amino acids. The transcript has 4 exons.
UUUGACCUGCACGGUCAUGUUUCGCCGGAUGAGGCGCACUUUCAUCGCGCUCCAUUUUACUCUGUGCAUCUGUAAUUCAGUGACGAUACCGUGAAUACUGGCACCGUGAAGUGGAGUAGAAAUAAUUAUCGAGCAGUAAACAUUGCGGACAGUAAAGGAUGCGUCCAACUAUAAUUGCGAGUCAUUUGACAUGAACCGUCUGCGUACGCUAACCACCCACACAUCAGGCAGGGUUAUUCCAGUGAAAUUUGGGCUGCAUGCAAGCCGUCAGCAGUAGGACGAACACACACACCUGAAGAAGUAUGCGUGAUGUACGGAAAUGGUGCACGGUGGGGACAAAACAAUGAAGGAAUCUGAAACAUGAUGUUUUGGAAGUAAUUUCGUGAAGAAUCCCGCAGACCAAUUUAAUAUCCAAUAAAGCUCUAGUGGAUGUGAAAUGAACAAAUUCAAACAAUGAUAAAUGGUUAUUGUCCAUGUGUGUUAUUUGUGUUACUGUAUAUGUGAUGAGGAUUGUUCCGUGACUAGACUCUACAAUAUUUAUGGGACUAUCAACUAUGAGACACAUUGCGUCUCCAUCGAUAUGAUUCAUUAAUAAAAAGGACAGUUCGAAUGACUUCGGAUCAGUGUCAAGCAUCGAUUCAUCAAUUCGAUGAAUAAUUAAAGAAGCGUUAUGUUCGAUUGCCAGUCUCUAUGGAAACAAACCCACCGUGAAUCCGGCUGUUCGAGCAUAUUAAAAGGAUACGCUCCCCCCAGCUCCGAACGCAAUAACUCGCUCAAUAUAAAUCUCUCUCCAUCUCUCUUUCUCAGAGCUGCCCUUCCGGUGGAAACCCACAGCUCACGCGAGUCUUUCCCAGUCUGAGUUCAAAACGAACCGUGCCCCCCCCAGCGUCAGGAUGUGUGAGAAUGGUUUUCAUCGCCUGGUCAGACAGCAAACGCAGAAAUCUCGAUUAGGAAGCUAUUAUUAGUUUAGUGAUAAUUUCAUUUCGUCCGCUGUGUAUUCGUUUUGCACGACCGGCCAAGUCCGUCGAGACAGAACCGGAAGGCAGUUCUGCAAGUGGUGGAGUGAAGAAGAAUAAUCAAAAUUGUGCUAACAAGUGUUUCUUCUGCAUACGGUUCGUCCCUCGGUCACACUCCUCACGGUUCCAGAAGGAAAAAUUACAUAUGCUCACAGUUUGAUUGGUGAAGUGAAUCUGUGUUUCUGAAUAUGCUGAAACUAAUCGUUCGACUAAAUUUGGGUGAAUACAGAAUCGGGUUAUAAUAUGCACCGUCCAGGCCCUAUUUUGGAAACGUCUACAUAAACGCCGACAUUUCCAUUGCAGCGAAGUGUAUUGAAUCUGUCGAGCAACAAACGAAUAGCAAAGAACAGCACGACUUCAUUGAGGACGCUGGACACUUUAAACACAUCCUGAUUCAGGACUUAUUCCCCAACCUACGCCGUCUUCAAUUGCCAUCACCGUCGACACUGAUACUGAUACGCCUGUAUUGGCGUGCAGGUCACACAGCCCAACACCAUCUCCGUCGUCAACAAAAACAACCGGAACAAUAAGGAAAACCACCAUGAAGUUUACAACAUUGACCAGAGCGCUAGCGGCUGCAUCGAUUCUCAGUAUAGUAGCAGUGGGAGAGGCAGGUGCCGGAGGAGGAGUGGAUGAAGCGGGAUCUCAAGAAAAUACCGAACCAGCGCUUUCAACAACAAGUGCAACCAAUUAUGAUGCUUGGGCUGGCGAAAAUGUCACCGGUUUGCUGCUGAUAACUCCAUUAGCACUAACGUCCAAGCAGGGUGGAGCUUCCGGCGGGGGAAAACACUAUGAGGACGUCUCGCCGGUCACGCUGUCAACAGAGUGGCCGCGGUUGGCUAGACUGCUGCUGCUGGCGAGCCUUUCCGUCAUUGGAAGUGUCGGAAAUAUAUUCAUGAUAUCGUCGGUGAUGAUCGAAGAUCACCUCAAAAAAGCAGGUAACGCAUUCAUAGUGAACAUAGCGCUCGCAGAUUUACUUAUCACUAGCGUAGUGAUGCCAGCGUCCACCAUAGUGCUCCUCGCUGGCAUUGACAAUUCGGACACGGAAGUAUGCAAAUUUCAGUGGUUUCUAGCUGCUUGCUCGUUUUUGGUUAGCAUUUUAACUCUAGCAAUGACGGCAAUCGAGAACUACUUUCGACUGUGCACGGCUCAGAAUGAGCGCAGCUGGUUCAACAAGACCAACGUAACCGUUAUCCUGCUGCUGAUUUGGUUCAUCGCAAGUUUCUCCUCGGGGAUGCAAUUCGUGUACGACAUCAGCUUCGAUUACUGUGAUCGUAAAUCGAAUCACAUAGUACCAUCGGAAGCCGGUUGGAUUGGGUUAAUGGUGCUGCUGCCUCUGCUGCUAACCUUGCUGACCCACAUCCGGCUCAUCGUGAGUGUGAAGCGCAACAUGGCUUUGCCCAACUUCAAGCCAAACCAGGCGUACACAUGGGACCGGUCGUUGGUGCGAAGCAACUUCUACAGCUUCGUCGUGUUUGUCCUGUUCUGGCUGCCAUUCUGCGUCAUUCUGGCAUACGGGACGACAAAAAGUGUGCCGAAUCGGAUAUUCUACAACACCGCCUGGAUCGGGCUCUCGAAGUCUUGCUUCCACAAUGUCAUCUACUGUCUGACCAACCGACACUUUCGUAGCGCGUACGUCAGCCUGUUCAACUACUGCUGCUGCAAAACGACGGUGGCCGUUUCGAGGCGGCAGCGCACCGACGGGAGCAGACCGACGGCGGACGUCCGGGUGCAUAUUAUCCCGGGCUACAACAUGUACUCGUACACCAGCCCGCAGCGAUCGGGAAACAGCCAUGGCCACUGGGGAAAGCGCGAGUGCCACGAGUUAUGAUCGGAAACAUAGCUAAAUUAAUCGAAAGCUCGGUACGAUUUCGAUUAAUUUACUUAUGCAAUGUAGUGGAACUACGCAAAUGUGGAAUGAUCGUAUUUUGGGGAAAAAAAACUGACCAAAGUAUCGUAUUGAUACGACGAUUCGAUAAUUCGUGAAAUUGGAAUGUAGGUAGACUUGAAAGUAGCUUUAUGGCUGAACUGUUUUGAUUCGAUAUGAGUAUUUGCGUGAGAGUAAAUUAACGUAAUGCUUAAAAUCAAAUCGGAUUUAUAAUUGAAAAGAAUUUGUAAUGCCCUGGAUCAUUCGAAGAUGGAUUAUGAUCUGCAGAUCAAACUUCUUUUGUUACUAUUUUUUUUUUCAUUUCAAUUAACUUUUUUGCAAAAUGGUCUACGGCGUAAUAUUUUUCGUAUAUUUGCUCUACAUGUGCUACUCAGUGGCAGAACAAACAAUUUUGUUGAUUUUUCUUCACACGUGUAGCAACGUGAGUGAAGUAAAACCAGGGCUUUUGCUUUGCUGCAGAUACGUAGCUAGUUUGUUGACAGCGGCACAGUAUAUAUUGCGCUGUGAAAUCCGGCGGUAAAAUUUUAAAGCGAUAGGGUCAAUGUCACAUAUAGUGGUUUUGUCGGAGUAGCGUUUUUUUUUGGUACGCGACACACAUACACCGUUUUAUUUCGAUGAAAAUGCCAUCUGUAGAAAAGCAGUCUCAACCAGAGAUGCCAACCAAUUUUUUGAAAUAGCUGGAAAAAUUUUAAAAAAACAUUGGAAAAAAUCAAUUUUUGUUUUUUCUCAAUUCAGUUUAUAUUAGCAAUAAAAAUUACGAUACACAGUGACCGUGUCAGUAUGUAGCAUUUUUAAUUUUUCGUUAUCCUGUUUGUGAUCCUGCAUUUUGAUAUUACACCUGUAAUGCGACACGAAUAAUUGGACAUUUGAUUUUCAAAUUGAGCAUUUUCGUGAACAUCCUUUGUGCAAGUUUCUACAACACGAUAAUUUGUUAGGAGAGUUUUCAACCAUUUUCCACCCAUUUCAUUAGAUUAUGUAGUUUGCAUACUUCCCUAAUGGUUAUUUGUAAGAUUUACAAUGAUUUUCCUGUUUUAACUUGUUUUUCACAUUGUGUUGUGUUUGUUUAUAUGUCCAUCUACAGAUCACAAUCGCCUCUAACGCGACACUGAGUGGGGCCUCGGUAUGUCCUAUAAGAGGUAAAUCAAUGUAUCGUGCUAAGAAACCCGGCGUUAAGAUUUUCUAGCGAUAGCGAUAUAUAGUGUUUUUAUCAGAGCGGCAUUUUUCUUUGGUUCGCGACACACAUACAUAGUUGUUUUUCGGCGAAACUGCCAUUUGUUGGAAAAGCAGUCCCAACAGUAAACCACUUUACUGUUGUGUUUGGGAUCCAAACUAUUCUCCAUCAGAUUAGAUGGCUACUAGGCAUUAUUUAAUUACUUGAAGCACGCAAUCCUGAGCCUUAUUCAACCUUUUUCCUCUAAAUUUUCUAAUAUUCCUACUAAAAUUAUUAUUAUAAUAUAAAAUCAAUUUCAGACACAAUUUCGUAUAGGAUUUUUUCACCACUUGCAGGAAAAAGGGAUUUUCAUCUACAUAGAAUAUCAAUUCGAUUUGGAAAAUUAAAUUUUUCAUCCAUAAUUUUAAUUCUUAAAUUCGUAUUUUCUUCUCAUAAACCCGUCACGAUACUCAUUUCACAAAUACAGGCCGUUCUUUUCAGUUUUAGAGCAAAUAUGUCUAUUCUAUAAAUAAGACUAUACAUCAUUUAUAGCUUAGUUUCAACUUAUGCUUUUCAUUUUGUUUAUGUUUUUAUGUGAUGUUCUUUCCCGCCAGUGAUUUUCCCAUGUCUUCUCAUUCUCCAAUGCACAUUGCGAAAUAUAAUGAAACUCAGGGGCUGGGGCCCCUGAGUUUCAUCAUAUUUUGAUCAGUGGCUGUCCACAUACUAUGUGGUCAAUUUUAAGGAAGGUGGGGGGGGAAGGUUUUACGGAAAUAUCAACAUUUAUCCACGGUGUGAGAGAAGAGGGGUUAGAUAAUGUCCACGUGGACACGUUAAAUGAAUAUUAAAAAAAAACAAUCAAAUCUGUAUUCAACAAUUCUUCUUUCCUAAAUGUGUUUUCUGAGAAUAACGUACAUGAAUUGUGAGCGAUCGAUUUAUUUUCAUUUGUUUUAAAGAUUUAUGGAUGAAGAUAACGUUUACAUACCAAACGAAUCGGAAAUUCCCUAAGAUUUGUUUGAUAUGCUAUACAUGUGCUUUCCCGAACAGAGACGUCAAUAACGAACAACUUAUCGACGAGCAACGAAGGGGAAAUUGUAAGAUGUAAAGUCUCCGUGAACAAAGAAAAAGAAGAAGAACGAAGGGGAAUAUUUGCCUAGAGUAUAAACAGUGGAUCUUGCUGAGGCAAACUUCAUUCUUCGUUAGGACACCGUUGCUGGACGAGCUGGACGGCGAGGGAUCAAAUGGUUUUCUCAAGGCCAUGGGGGUGAAGGAGUAAUAUGAGGAAAGAGUAGAGUUUUCCAAGGGCCUUUUCUGAAGGCUAGAGACGAAUGAACUGAAGAAGUUUAAAGUCUCUUCAAUUCAACAAGGAAAGGAAGGAAAAUCAAACUUUCAGAAUCGUUCUUCGUUUCGGAUUGAGCUGAAUUUUUGGAAUUUUGUAUGUGAUUUGGUUUCGCUUGCCAGUAGCAAAAAACUAUCUCCACUAAGGAUGACAGCUGCGCUUAUCUCGAGCAUGUAUUGCUCUGCGAGCACAAGAAUGAAUCAUCAAACAAUUAUCGUCAAAAGAUUCUACAAUUAAAAAAAAAACAUUUCAGGGCGACAAACUGGUAGAAUGGUUAUUUCAAAAUUUUCGUAGCAUUAUAAAAUUAUAUCCGCAGUUAAAAACAUGCGACUUGAAUUAAACUACAGCGUUGUUCUACGUCAACAAUGCGGUCGUGUUUUGAACACAACCUCCUAUAUUUUUUUAAAAACUCCCAAGUAUUGAGAAAAUGGAACACAAACAACAAAUUCUUCCAUGGGUCCGGGAAGUUUGUGCCACCACUGAUUUUUACUAGGAGGAGAAAGUUCUUUGUGUCUCGCGUAAGUCGAAAAUACCGUCAAAAGAAGAAGGCCCUAUACUAUACAAUAGAUUGACCUUGAUCUUUCAAACGACCACUUCACAAAUCGAAGGUUUUCCGGUCACAUAUCGUUUCAAUUAUUAGUUUUAUGGAAAUAGUUUCAUCUACAACCAAAACUUCAAAGCUGAAAUAAACAAAUUGAGUUAUCACAGUUCCGUUUUUUUGUGAGAGAACUGGGACUAUAUUCACUCAAUCAACGGUUUAUAAAGCCAAUUAUCUUUCCUAAACUCAUAAAUCUUAGUUCGCAGUUGCGUAAUAUAUUCUUUGUUUACAUUUAUUGAAAUUAACUUCGAAAGCUCAAUGUUAUUUUAAUAAAAUGCGCUAUAUAACAAUACCAAUUGAAACAAACAUUGAAUAAGAUAUCAAACUUUGUUAGUUAUGAGUUUUAGUUUCCUCCGAUAUGAUUGUGAAGACAUUUGAAGACAUUUUUCGUACCAUGUGAAGACAUUUGAAAAAUCACCUGGCAUUCCUGGUUGGCAUCAUAAAGCUAGGGCUCACGCAUUGUUUUACUUUUGGAGACAAUAUUAAUGCAAACAUUUCCAGCAUUUGCAAUGGUCUGUAACCAAUGAUUCCGUUGGAUAGUUGUUUAAUGUUUGGAUACCCAUCCGGAAGGUUUAUUUUACGAUUUGCAAUUAAAAUCACUGCUGCAGGAUCGCACGAAGCACUUCAUUUUAAAUUUAGGUUAUGAUUAUUAUUUUGUAUGCUACAAAAAGAUGGCCGCUUAGUUGCCUCUUGGUGAAACCGCUUUUAGGUGGCUAUCACAUAACAUUAUAGAGCCGUCGCUGUGGUUUUUCUCGCGGUGAACGCAUGGGCAGAACCGCUCAGUUUGACAUGAACCUAAGUGGUAAAUGUACAGGAAAUAUAAACUUCCGUGGUGACAUAAUAGUACCAGUACGGUACAGCACGUACAGUACGGAUACAAGAUUUUAACAGGCAAACUAAAACCUAUCAGAAUACACAGACCGGUGGCAAUUUAGAAUUGCUAAAAUUUUAAUGAAAAUUUUUACUUGGCGUUGUUUAAUCACUUAAAACAUGUUUUUUUGAUCUAACUUAACUUAUUUUGCAUACAUUUUUUGAUAUUCCCACUAAAACUUAUUGUUAUAAUAAAUAAUUAUCUGCAGGCAGCAGAGAAUUUUCGUAUUAGAUAUUUUAUCAACCCACAGAAAAAAGUUUUUUUUCAUUAACAUAGGAUAUUAAUUUGAUACGGAGAAUUUAAUUAGCAUUCAUAAUUUUUAUUUUGAAAGUGUGUUCAUUCCGCCUGAAAAUCCAUUAUUAUCUUUGAUGCUUCACAAAUCUGUAAAACGAAACUUAGCACACCCUUUAAUUCAUAUAAUUAUUAUAUAUCAGCCAUCAAUGUGAAAAAAUGAACGAAAAAUAAAACUUUUCUUAAAUUUACUAAAGACAGCCUUCAAAUUCGGACAGUAAAUACACUGGAAUAAAAGAUGUUUUCAACAAACUUUAAUAAAACUUUGAAAAUGUUUUUUUUUGUUAAUUUGAAAA